AUGCAUUGUGGACCCCUGUGGCAAUUGCUGUGGCUCUGGCCCUAUCUGUCCUGCGUUCAAGCCGUGCCCAUCCGCAAAGUCCAGGAUGACACCAAAACCCUCAUCAAGACAAUUGUCACCAGGAUCAAUGAUAUUUCACACACGCAGUCGGUCCCCUCCAAACAGAGGGUCACUGGUUUGGACUUCAUUCCUGGACUACACCCUGUCCUGACUUUGUCUCAGAUGGACCAGACAUUGGCCAUCUACCAGCAGAUUCUCACCAGUCUGUCGUCCAGAAAUGUGAUCCAAAUAUCCAACGACCUGGAAAACCUCCGGGACCUUCUCCACCUGCUGGCCUCGUCCAAGAGCUGCCCCUUUCCCUGGGCCAAUGGCCUGGAGACCUUGGAGAAGCUGGGUGGUGUCCUGGAAGCCUCGCUCUACUCCACAGAGGUGGUGGCCCUGAGCCGGCUGCAGGGGUCGCUGCAGGACAUGCUGGGGCAGCUGGACCUCCGUCCUGGGUGCUGA
Molecule: messenger RNA, 504 nt
Organism: Choloepus didactylus (southern two-toed sloth)
Lineage: Eukaryota; Metazoa; Chordata; Mammalia; Pilosa; Megalonychidae
Gene: LEP
Product: leptin
Exons: 2
Coding region: 1-504 (167 amino acids)
Biological process (GO): activation of protein kinase C activity; positive regulation of p38MAPK cascade; energy reserve metabolic process
Cellular component (GO): extracellular region
Molecular function (GO): hormone activity; peptide hormone receptor binding
Source: RefSeq, a predicted model, not a curated record